AUGAUUUUUAAACGAAGGAGGAGAUCCAAAACAACAUUUGGCUCAUUUCAAGAAGCCUCAAUUAAACGUGUCGCAAGUGCCCGAAACUUGUUCAGUUUGAAAAAAACUACCCCAACCGUUGCUUCGUUAAAAGACUUGUCGACCCCAGAAUCAAAAGGUGAUGAAAUAACUUUAUUUAGUAAAAAUGCUUUGGUAACGCCGCAGACAGCAUCGUCAUCAUCAACAACAACUGCAACAACAACUGCAACAACUGCAACAUCGGUAUUCGCAACACCGGUAUUCGCGCCUCCUUUUUCUUCUCCUCCUUCUUCUCCACCACCACCUUCUCCUCAUUCUCCCCAACUGAAUGAUGUUCCAGACACUAAAACUUUCGAAGACGACUCGCUAUUGGAUUUUUAUUCACCAAGAAAAGCUGUUAAAAUCGAUCAAACAUUCACUCUUGAUUCAAUAUGUGCUAGUCUAGAUAGACUAGACGUGGUGGAUGAACUAGACGUACCUGCAUCUCCCAUAUCAUGCCACUCAAACACUCUAAGCGUAUCAUUUAAUGACAUCUUGAGCUCUUCCACAACAAGGCAAAAUUCACUCACAAAGGACACAGAAGCAAUGUCAAUUACAAAUGCAAAUAUACAAAUAUACCAACAUGCACACGAUAAAUCGAAAAGUAACAAUUUACGGUUGGUUAAAGAUCUCUAUUCUAGAGAAUCUCCAAAAAAACUGUCCAAAGUUUCCUAUCCCAAUAUUCAUACUUACCUUGAGGAAGAGAAUGAAAAUGCCGGUUUUGACGAACUACAUAGACUUGAAAUGUUACUACUAGACGAGAAACAUAAAUAUGAAUUGAAACAACAUAAACGUGAAAUUAAUAUACUUCACGAACAAUUGCGCACUCAAAGAAUGUUGAUUCAUCAACUAUCAGACAAGUUGCGUUCUUACGAGUCAGACUCACAAUGUCUACUUCCACCAUUUAAGGUAGUACAGAAUAAUUCGAGAUCAUCCAUCUCUACCUCUACCAGAGACUCAAUAAUGAGUGCCAGCCUUUUGAAAAACUAUUAG
Messenger RNA from Lodderomyces oxycetoniae, 1050 nucleotides. RefSeq lists its product as uncharacterized. The record is from RefSeq and is a predicted model, not a curated record. The coding region runs from base 1 to 1050 and encodes 349 amino acids. NCBI's taxonomy places the organism in Eukaryota, Fungi, Ascomycota, Pichiomycetes, Serinales, Debaryomycetaceae. The transcript has a single exon.